Messenger RNA from Brachypodium distachyon (stiff brome), 3046 nucleotides. RefSeq lists its product as uncharacterized. The transcript is spliced from 13 exons. The record is from RefSeq and is a predicted model, not a curated record. The coding region runs from base 16 to 1296 and encodes 426 amino acids. Lineage: Eukaryota; Viridiplantae; Streptophyta; Magnoliopsida; Poales; Poaceae.
CAAUCAUGCGAGGCGAUGAUCUCAACCGUCAAAAUCCCCACAUCUCGUCCACAGCAAAAGACCUUUUCCUCUCCACACUCCCGUAGCUUUCUUUCCUCUUCCUCCCUCCGCGAUCCCGUUCUCUCGCACGCUGCUGCUCUCACUCACGCGCUGCGCUACCCAACUACGCAAGCUCCAAUCAAGCCCGAUGUGGCGCUAAAAUCUCCUCUACAGCCCACCGCCGCGGUUCCCGUAGCUCGGCUGCACCGCCGGCGCCUCCUCAAUCCCCCAACAGCUCCGCCUCUCACGCGCAUCGCCCCCAUCGCCCGUCCUGUUCUACCCAGUCGCGUAAAACCCCCUGCGUUUUCCACCCCGUCCGCAAUCGUUGACGUUGAAUUUCUGAGCUCACCAUCUAGAUCUGGCCCUGAACCUUGGGUCUUGCAGGGGGGGUUGGCUGGCGAGAUGAGCCGUGGGCGGUCUCCGGAGCCGCUGGAUUUCUUCAUCUGGACUGUCGAGGAGGAAACAUGGUUUGCUUAUCUAAAAGGAAACCUUACCGCAGGAGAUUGUAUCUGGUAUCCCUUUAUUUCUUUGUAUCUAAUAAGAUUCUACACGAGCUUGGAGUUCAGCAAAGCAACAUUGGGCCUUAAUUUGGGUUGUAUUGUGUUGACCCUGUGCUGGUUCUUCAUCGAGAUUGGAUUGUGUUCAGCGAGGCUGCGUCGACCGCCGGUGGUGGAUGAGUUCACUGUUGAAGCGGAUGACGACGAUGACGAGGAGAUGCUGCCGCCGCACGAGCCAUUUUGCCGAAACAGUAAGAGCUCUAAAGGUGACCUGGAGGGGGUUGCAUCUUUGGCGAACUCCGGUCUAGAUGUGUAUGCCCACAAUAUUGAAACUGUGAGGAGUCUGCAGAGAGUAGUUAGAGAUCCUCGAGCAGGUGGCCAAUAUUACCAGCAAGAUAAAGACAUGAGUUGGUUGAUCUCUUCUCUACAUCAGAUAUAUAGCAGGAGAUACUUGUUACGGCGAAGUGCUUUGGAAUUAUUUAUGGUAGAUAGGUCAAAUUUCUUCUUUGAUUUCAGGAGAGCCAAGCAAAUCCUUAAAAGAACUCAAUUGAUGGAGCGCUGGGCUAACUGGGAGAUUAGCAAUUUUGAGUACUUGAUGGAACUGAACACUCUUGCUGGUCGCAGUUAUAAUGACAUAACUCAGUAUCCUGUUUUCCCUUGGAUAAUACCUGAUUACCAAUCCAAAGUGUUGAAUCUUGAUGAUCCUUCUACGUACCGAGAUCUUUCAAAGGGGCGUGGAUCGUUUCUGGAAAGCAGAUGAUGGAUGGGACUCUCCUCAGCGUGUCUCACGGUACGUAAUCGAUCUCUUCCUGGGGUGGGCGAAGCGAGCGUGGAAAGUGAUGAUCGAUCUAUUCCUGGGGCCUUCCUGCAAGGUAAAAUUCUCUCUUUUUCUCACCAAAAAGAACAGAAGCAGCAAGGAACAGCAUAUUUAGGCACUGUCUGACGUGGAUUUGUACAAAUCCACAUUACUUAUUUCGGGGCGGAGGGUGUAUUACUAAUGCUACUAUCGUUGAAAGUGAGACCACUCGUUUACCAUAUUUAAUUUAGCCCAAUACUGUCAUAACAAGAGGCAUAAUAUAACCAAACAGAAAUAGGAAGACCCACACCAAUUGCAUACCCAAUACCACAAUAAGCCACAACAUCAUAUCCUGAUUCCUUACAAGGUUGUCCUAAGAGGGAGCAUACAGAAUCUGCUCCUGUAAUCUACAAGUAGGGCAUCAUGGCAUUGCGCAUUAUUUCUAAGACCAGAUAACUUGUCCAAAUUCAAGAGCGGGCACACAAAAUCUGCUCCGGUAUCUACAAACAGGGCAUCACGGCAAUGUUUCUAAGACCAGAUGAUUUGUCCUAAUUCGAGAGGGAAAGUACAAAAUCUGCUAGUGUAAUCUACAAGCAGGGUGUCAAGACAUUGUUUGUAAGACCAGACCAGAUGUUUUGUCGUAAUGCAAGGGGAUGCUGGCUCGUGAGCAUACAAAACUUGAGACAGACCAGAAAGCACCAAACUAUCAACUAGUAAAACAGCAGCAGCACAUCACCAAAAGGGGAGGUGAACAUGAGGGGUAUACCUUGACGUAGGACGCCGUCGAUCUGGAUGGAGACGUUGUCCUUGGUGAUGGCGGACUGGUCGGGCCAAACCUCCGGUGCCGAUAACGCUAUCUCGCCCCACCGUGUGUACCGUCGGAUCCAGCUGUGCGCUGCAUCGGAGGGCCCAGAAAAAGAGCCGGCUUGUGAAGUGUGAACCCUGUGCGUGUGAUGUGACUAAUUUCCUAGGCCUGUUGGUCUGUACAGGGACGUCUUGUCUUGUCGCAUGGCCCACAACCGUGGCAGGCUGCCUGUACUUGUGAGCAAGAUGUUAGUGCUGCAAGAUAUUUUUACUUCACUCCCCCGUCUACUUCUUCUUCUCGGUAGUCGUGUUCCUCCAUUGCUGCCUCUCUUUUCUCUUUCUUUGUUCUUUUUGUUCCUCCACUUUUCAGGAUUCUUUACCUUUAUUGGAGUAUAGAUUUGUGAAUCGGUACUGCCUCCCCACACCGCCUCCGUUUUAAUCUCGAUGCACUUUCUUUCUUCAAUCUCGUCGCGUACAUGUACUCGAGGAGCAUGAGCCGACAGGAUUGUGUCCUCGUUUUAUUUUGGAAGUUUUUGUUUCCAAGCAUAGAUGAGUCUUUCAAAGGCAGCUAGCGAGUAUGCGACAGAAUACAAUAGCAAUGAGGACAGUCUUCAACUUAUAGGUCAGCGACAUCGAGAACAUCAACAGAUUAUCAAGAAGUUUAAUGAAGUGAAGAGGCAGUGUAUUAGGGAGAUAGGAUUUGGUUGGACACUUGAGGUGCCACUAUGAAGAUGUACUGGCCUCGCAUGUUACUACUUCUCAGUUUGUAUGGAUUUGGCUUUCUUUCAGUUCGGAACUUUAACUUCAGCUCUCUUUGUGUUCUUCCAUAUAAGACCAUGGAUUUAGUAUAAGGUACAUAUGAAAGUACUAUGUACCUUCUUCUUGUUCGGUAUAAAUUAACUACAUCUGA